Molecule: messenger RNA, 1212 nt
Organism: Penaeus chinensis
Lineage: Eukaryota; Metazoa; Arthropoda; Malacostraca; Decapoda; Penaeidae
Product: ceramide synthase 2-like
Exons: 3
Coding region: 1-1212 (403 amino acids)
Biological process (GO): ceramide biosynthetic process
Cellular component (GO): membrane
Molecular function (GO): sphingosine N-acyltransferase activity
Source: RefSeq, a predicted model, not a curated record
AUGGUUGACAUGAGUUACGUCGACGUCUUCCUGAGUCCGUCCACCCGACAGUACAUCAGCAACAACACCAUGCAGACGAAACCCAGUGUCCUCUCGUGGUCGGGGACUCUGGGAACCGAGUCGAUUGGUAGGCUGUUACACCAGUUUUCGACAUCAUUCUGGCGUCCAGACAUAUGGCUUCUAGACGGGAUGACGUGGGAAGACAUGCAGCCGUCGGAGAAACUUCGUUACCCGGAGUUCAGUGACGUGUGGGUGUAUCCUCUCCUGUUCAGUGCUGUUUUCAUUUGCCUUCGUUACUUUUUCGCCGAGCCGUUAGUCCUGAAUCCGCUUGCCAAGUGGGUCGGGAUGACCCAAGUUCGCCCCAAUCCUCCAGUUCCUAGCAAGGUCCUAGAGGGAGUCUACCAAGCGCAUGGCACGACCCCGCCUGCACCAGUGUUGCAAGAAGCGUCUCAGGAAACCGAUCUGACGAAGAGGCAAGUGGAGCGCUGGCUGAGGCGGAGGAAAGCUUUCAUGAAGCCAACGAAAUAUGAUAAGUUUAUGGACUGUGGCUUCAAUUUCAUAUGCCACAGCGUCUUCUGUGUUUAUGGGUGUCUCAUCAUGUACGGCAAAUCUUGGUUAUGGGAUAUCAAGUUAUGUUGGACAGACUACCCCAACCACGCCAUUGACGACGACGUGUGGUGGUACUAUAUGGUUCUCUUGUCGUAUUUUUGGGCAGAAUCCUUUAUGCUGAUUCCUGCAACGGGACGCAAGCCCUCGGAUAAAGUGCAGACACUCUGUCAUCAUUUCUUCACUGUACUUCUGAUGGUGUUUUCUUGGACGUGCAAUUUCGUGCGCAUUGGUACACUGGUGCUGCUAGUCCACGAAUGCGCAGAUAUCCCUCUCCUCGCAGCCAAAAUGCAUGUGUAUGCUGGCAUCAAAGACCGGAUAGAGAUCCUCUUUGGCACAUUCCUUGUCCUAUGGCUGGUAACUCGCUGUUACCUCUUUCCUUUCUGGAUCAUGCAUAGUAUCUUCACGCAUCCUACUCCUUAUUUAGGCAUGCCAGCUGCUUACUUCCUGAAGGCGCUGAUAUGUGGUCUCUUCGUACUAAAUGCAAUCUGGACUUACCUGAUCGGCGCCAUACUUGUACGGAAGCUGUGUGGCGGUGUGCUUGAGGACUUGCGCUCGGAUGCCGAAGAUUCGUCAGAUCAGGACAUUUCUAGAAAGACAGACUAA